Messenger RNA from Oreochromis aureus, 9424 nucleotides. RefSeq names its product DOT1-like histone H3K79 methyltransferase (gene dot1l). Gene Ontology annotation, biological process: regulation of transcription regulatory region DNA binding; DNA repair; DNA damage checkpoint signaling. The record is from RefSeq and is a predicted model, not a curated record. Gene Ontology annotation, cellular component: nucleus. NCBI's taxonomy places the organism in Eukaryota, Metazoa, Chordata, Actinopteri, Cichliformes, Cichlidae. Gene Ontology annotation, molecular function: histone H3K79 methyltransferase activity. The transcript is spliced from 29 exons. Bases 282 to 5114 code for a protein of 1610 amino acids.
GCAAGAUGGCGGCGAUACGGAAUCGGUGUUAUUACCAGUGGACAUAAAAAAGGCAUUUUAUUUAAAAUAGAACAGCGAGUCAUAUCCAGUUAUACACUUGAACGCAUCGUGAGUGUAUCUGCCACGUAACCAGCGUCGACGUCUUUUUUAAUUUUACGCGUUUGAACGUUUUUUCUUACAAAAUGUUCUCGUUGUAAGUCGCUCGCUAACCGACCAGCUGGCUAACAGAGAGCAGUUACUAGCUAGCUAUCCACCACAGCCAAGCCGCCGUGAAGUGUAGGAUGGGAGAAAAGCUGGAGCUCAAGCUCAAAUCGCCGGUUGGAGCAGAACCCGCUGGCUAUCCGUGGCCGUUACCAGUAUACGAUAAACACCAUGAUGCUGCUCAUGAAAUCAUCGAGACCAUUCGGUGGGUGUGUGAGGAAAUCCCAGACCUCAAACUGGCAAUGGAAAAUUACGUACUCAUUGACUAUGACACCAAGAGCUUUGAGAGCAUGCAGAGGCUUUGUGACAAAUACAACAGGGCCAUUGACAGCAUUCACCAGCUGUGGAAAGGGACCACCCAGCCCAUGAAGCUAAACAAGCGUCCUUCCAACGGGCUGCUGAGACAUAUCUUACAGCAGGUGUACAACCACUCAGUGACCGACCCAGAGAAGCUCAACAACUAUGAACCCUUCUCCCCCGAGGUGUACGGAGAGACCUCUUUCGACCUGGUGGCCCAGAUUAUCGAUGAAAUGGAAAUGAUGGAAGAAGAUACCUUUGUUGACCUUGGCAGUGGAGUGGGGCAGGUGGUGCUGCAGGUUGCAGCAGCAACCAACUGUAAACACUACUACGGUGUAGAGAAAGCCGACAUUCCAGCUACCUAUGCAGAGACCAUGGAUAAAGAGUUUAAAAAAUGGAUGAAAUGGUAUGGGAAGAAACACGGGGAGUACACACUGGAAAGAGGUGAUUUUCUGUCUGAAGAGUGGAAAGAAAGAAUCGCCAACACAAGUAUUAUUUUUGUGAAUAACUUUGCCUUUGGUCCAGAGGUAGAUCACCAGCUGAAGGAGCGCUUUGCUAACAUGAAGGAAGGAGGGAAAAUUGUAUCCUCCAAACCCUUUGCACCUUUAAACUUCAGAAUCAACAGUCGAAACUUGAGUGAUAUUGGCACAAUUAUGCGUGUGGUGGAGCUUUCUCCACUCAGAGGCUCUGUUUCCUGGACUGGAAAGCCAGUUUCCUACUACCUGCAUACCAUAGACCGCACCAUACUUGAAAACUACUUUGCUAGUCUCAAAAAUCCUAAACUCAGGGAGGAGCAAGAGGCAGCUAGAAGACGUCAGCAGAAGGACAGUAAAAGCAAUAGUACCACGCCCACAAAACCCAAGGAACCAAACAAGCAGGACUCCUGUGGUGAAGAGGAGCGUCCUAGCUUGGUGACUGUGGUCAAGCCCUCCGCUAAACCGAGAAGAACGCGACUCCUGGCCAAAGGUCGCAAGCUGAACAAUAAGAAACGUGGUCGACCCAAGAAAGCUACCCCAGCUGCUGAGAAGAAAAAUAAGAAGAAUCAGAGUGCAUUGGAUUUGCUGCAUGCCAAGACCCUUUCUGCAGCACCCCCUCAGGAUGCAUACCGACCACCUCAGAGUCCCUUCUACCAGCUACCUCCCAAGGUCCAGCACUAUACCCCUAGUCAACUGCUGCUGAGCCCAACUCCCCCUGGUUUGGAAAAACUGCUAGACAAUAUCAAAAUUCAGUACCUCCAGUUUAUGGCCUACAUGAAGACUCCUCAGUACCGCUCCAACCUGCAACAACUUUUAGACCAAGAGAAGCAAAAACACAGGGACCUAUCAGGGCAGGCGGAGCAGCUCCAUUUGGUCUGUCAGUCUCACAAGGAGAAGAUCAAAGGUCUCUUUCAGACUAAACUGGAUGAGCUGGGAGUAAAAGCCCUGACUGUGGAGGACCUCCUUCAGGCCCAGAAGGAGAUAUCAGCCCAUAACCUUCAGCUGAAGGAGCAAACCAAGCAGCUUGAGAGAGAUAUGGCUUUGCUGAGAGACCACAGCUUGCUGCUGCUGAAGUCUCGAUGUGAGGAGUUGAAGCUGGACUGGGGCUCUUUGUGUCUGGAGAGUUUGUUGAAAGAGAAGCAGGCCCUGCGCAAACAGAUCUCCGAGAAGCAGAGACACUGCUUGGAGUUGCAGAUAAGCAUUGUGGAGCUGGAGAAAAGUCAAAGGCAGCAGGAGCUACUUCAGCUGAAAUCCUACAGCCCUGGCGAAAGUUCCCCGUAUAGAAAAAACCUGGAGUCCCGCGCUUCCACUGACGUGGACUCCUCUAAGCUUGGCCUGUCCUCAGCCCCAGUUCUCAACGGUGUUAGCUCAGAGCUUACUAUCAACGGCACCAGCUCACCUUGUUUUGACCGGGUUAACUCCAAGGGUGAGCUUCUUUCUCGGUACCUGCCCAUAUCCCCGGACCAUGAAUUAGUGGCUGCCACCCCUGAUGCUCGACAGAGGCAGCAAAGCUUCUCUCAUGCUCUUCCUGACUACACACGCUUCUCCCCCGCCAAGAUUGCCUUGCGUAGGCACCUUAACCAGGAUCCUACUGCCUCUGCUCACUUAAGAGGUCCAGGGCUGACAGCACAUAGGGAUCUGGGUGGUGUUAACUCUCCACUUGGAGCCAAACAGAACUGCCCCUCUCCCAACGGAUGUGAUGCUCAGAAUAACCUCAAAAGCUCAGAGAGGGGCGUUAAAGAGAGGAGUCCAUCUGUUCAAGGAGACAACAGCAUUACAAGCCUUCCUAUUAGUAUCCCACUGAGCACUGUUCACCCAAGUAAAUUACCAGUUAGCAUCCCACUGGCCAGUGUGGUGCUACCCAGUCGUGCUGAGAGACUGAGAAGUACUCCGAGUCCUGUGUCACAGAUCGGUCAGACCAAUGGAUAUUCAUCCAUCUCCAGCAUGAUGAAUGGAGGUCUGCACCCUGAGGACCACAAUGGCACUUCUUCACCUCCUCCACACAGCAACACUUUAACAAUGGGCCGAGGCGGUCCGAUCCAGAGCCCCCCUCUCAGCACUGGGGGGGUGCUCCAGUAUGCCGACGGACCCCCGAGGAUUGUUCCAGAAGAUGGACCGGAGGGCCAAGGAGGUGAAUCGGACGCAGAAGCCCAGGAAAGUGAACUGCGAAGGAGGAUCUUUUUCUCCUCCUCUUCUUCUUCAUCCUCGUCUUCCUCUUCGUCAGGCAGCGGGGGCAGCGCGGCCGGAGGAUCUCGCCUCCACCACCACACCGGCAACCCGGCCAAGCAGGGAUACCACAGUAACCAUGGAAACCACCACCACCAAUCGCCCAGCACGCAGCACGCUCACACACCCACACAUACGUCGUCAUCGCACUCCUCUCACAGCCUCGGCUCUCAAGAGGGACGCAAGCGGGGGAGACGGAAACGUGGCAACCCGGGGCCUGUUAUGGCCAGUGGAUCCCCAAAGAGAAGAUCAUUCCCUGGGCUCAGCUCCAGCAACCACUCCUCAGGAUCGCCACUCAAUAUCAACUCCAUGGUGAACAACAUCAACCAACCUCUGGAGAUCUCUGCCAUCUCCUCUCCAGAGCAAUCAAGCCGCAGCCCCGUUGGGCCUGACCUAGACCAACCUCCCAUCUUGAAGAGAGAGCGCCCCCUGGAGAUGAACGGCACAGGUCGAUAUUCCACAGCACCCAGCUCUGACGAUGAGGACUCGGGAUAUCCUGUUGACAGCUCCAGUUCUCGAAUUGAAAGAAAAAUAGCCACUAUAUCGUUGGAGAGCAGAGAUGGACCUGGUAGACUCGGAGAUGGUGAACGAGGCAGAAAAUCGGGAAGCAGCAGUGGUAACAGCACCGGCAGUGAAGCCUCCUCAUCGUCAUCUUUGUCCUCUACCAGCAAAUGGAAGUCUACCUUUUCACCCAUUUCUGAUCCCAAACAACCCAACUCUGACCUGAGACAGGGGGGCUCUCCGUUUGGCAUCGGGGGUUCGGGUCGGGGCACAGACUCAGAUUCUGACCACAAACAGCAGCAGGUGAGGAAAGGGAGCGAUGGAGAGUCCAGCUACAGCAAUCCAAACCCUUUCCUCAGUCAGGAGGCAAGUACCAGGGGUGGAAGCAGCAGUGCUGGUGGUGCUCAAGGAGGAAGCAGUUCAGACCAGCGCCAGACCCUCCAGAAGCAGAAAGCGUCCCGUGACUGGGAGCUGAAGAACAGCGGCAAUCUGGCCAGUCAGAACCUCUUCAUUUCUGCUGCCGCCAGCAGCGGAGGGGGGAUUCUUAGUGGGAAAGUGGGAGGCAGUCCUGUAGCUGUUUCCUCAAGCACUGGGUCAUCUGUGGGGCAGUACCUGGGGGCCCAGUUCCCACUUGGAGGGACCUCAGUCUUGCAAUCUUUGUUUGGGGCCCAGACCGGCGGAUCCACGGUGACUGGGACCCCUCGGCUUGUCAACGGACACUCUGCCCUAGGAAGCUUCUCCAGUGCUGGGUUGGCAGGGGGAGCAGCUGGAGGUAUAUUUCACCACGUGGUUCCCUCAGUGCCCUCCCAUCAGUUUGGGGCAACGCUCCCCACCUCAGGAGGCCUCAACUCUCUGCUCAGUCUCUCCUCCUCCUCUUCCUCUACCUCCUCCCAAACCCAGCAACACACCACUCCUCAGCCAGCCUCCACGCGCCUGGCGCCCGUGUCCUCGCCUAUGCCCCUCUCGUUAUCCCAGGCCCAGCACAGCCGCACGCAGUCGGUCCUGCAUAGCCCCUCUCCUCCCACGCUCUCCCUGCCCCCUCCUCCACCCUUGCAUAGCGUCCCCUCCUCGUCGACAUCCACGCACUCUGACUCCCCAGCAUCUUCUCGAUCAGACUCCCUCCUCUCCUCGCGUCUGUCCCUCUCCUCUCUCCACCACCAGAGAGCACAAUCAUCCCUCUCCAUCUCAUCCUCUACCUCUGCUGCUUCUGUCUCUGCUGCUGCAUCCCUCUCCUCUUCCUCUCUCUCAGCCUCCUCUGCCUCCUCCUCUCGUCCAUUUGCAGUGCACUACUCCCCCCGUCUGCCCCCUCCGCCACCGACCAGCAGUUCUGGUGGUGCUGGGAGCAUGUGGAGGACUCAGAGCAUGCAUGGUACCUACACCACCUCCCAGCUCCCCAGCUCCCGACCUAGAUAGGGUUUGGGGCUGAGGGGAAGGGGAGAGGAGAGGGGAAGGGCGGAGAACAAUCUGAGGGUGGAUAGAGGGUGAGCGAGAGAGGCUGGUAGGGAGUGAGAGAGACAGGAUGCCUGUUUUCCAUGUGCUUCUGCAAGCUGUUUGUCUGAUUGAACAAGGUAAUUGAUGAAAACUACCUCAACAUUUAAAUAAACUAUGCAAAUGUCCAGGUGUGGACCAAGGCACUCUCCUCAUUCACUGGUGCUUCAAACUCUGCACUACCCAAUCGCCUCCAAGACCGGCUUCUGUACUGGGAUCUUUGUCUCUCACACACUCUCACACACACACACACACUCACACUCACACACACACUCACACUCUCACACACACACACACACACACACACACACACACACACACACACACACACACACACACACACACACAAACCACCACUAUGGUCACCCUGAGCAGAAUUCAUAGGUACUGGUCAUGUUUGUGUGUGGAGUAGUGUUUUACAGUCUGGCUGUUGUCCAGCUCUGAGUGAACUUAAAUAUUGUGUUUGAAUUUAAGGUGCUAUCUAAUCUGUUCAUAUGUAGUUUCUUUGUUCUGGUGCCAAUUAUAGCAACUGGGAUUCAGCAAAAUCAGGAAAAAAAAAAAAAAAGAAUUAUCAUUUAACGACAGGAUAAACCAGGGUCUACUUCCCCCCCAAAGUUUCACUUCACGAGUCACGCACACACACACUCAGACACACACACACAGCCAGUUCAUUGAACUCUGCUCAGACGUCAAGCACCUUUGCUUUUGCGUGCAUGCGUUAUUUCCUCCCUUGGUGAAAUUCUGUAUUUGUUGCAAUAUAUUUGGUUGCGUAACAAAAUGAGGAACUUUUUUGGUCUAACUUCGCACUGGAUAUUAAGCUCACGUAGCAGAAGAUGUACAAGCCCUUGCUUGUGUUAGUUGGCACCCCUGCCAUGUUCGUGAUUUACUGUAUUUACUGUGUUUUCAUAUUUAAAUUUGUGACAAACUGCAAUGAGUUGUUGGUGCUUAAUUCAAAGCCAAAUAAUAAAUUAGAUUGUGUCUGUUUGACUUGCUCUGACUCCUUCUGUCUCAAAAAAUAUUAAAUAUUUCCUUAAAGUUAAGUUGUUUCUGUUUUUCUGCUAAUGUCAGAUAUUUAAUGUUAGCGAUAAUCAGACAAAUCUCUCAAAGGAUGAGAGGAAUGAGGAAAACAUCUGCGGAUGUUGAUUUUGGCCUUAUUUUGAUGAUAAGUUAAAUUAAUAACAUGGCUGUGGGUGCCAAUAAUGCAAUGCAGCGUCUUGUACAUUAACAUCUGUUUUAAAAAAAUGAAAUGGUGCUCUUCAGCCACCCGUCACUGUGGCUGCUCUGUUAAGGUUCAGCGAACAGCUGAAUCCACGUGUCCAAGAACAACAGAGUUCAGUGAGUUUGCGUGUAUUUAUUAACCGUUUCUUUCCCGUCGGUUUGUGAAGUCACACAAACGGCAGCAGAAAUAUUCCUCUUUGUAAGCUAAGCAUAACAGCAGAGAUCCAUGCAUUCAUAUUUAUCCGUGCUGUUAGGAAAUGCAGGUUUAAAUGAAAGUGGACUGAUAUGUGAAAUUUUACUGCGUUUAGUUUAAACACACAUAUACACACACACACACACACACACACACAGUCAUGCAUGCAAAUCCUCACACACUGGGAAAACAUAGUUGACCAUAACCACAACAAACUACUGGACUUGUUUCACACCUCUUUGUUUGCUUUUUAAAAAACGGUGUAAUUUGUUUUUGUAAACAAUGUUUGUACUGUGAAUGUGAUUCAUUCUCUGACUGUAUAGUUGUGGAUAAUUUAGAUGAUUAUAUUUAUGCUGUCGGUCUUUCCAUUUGCCUUUUUUUUUUUUUUUAAAUCCUGAAUUGUGUUGACAUUGUAGAAUGCAUUAGUGUGUGUGUACUUGACUCACAGUCUGAAAACAAUGGUGCUAAGUUUGGACUAUGCCUGAUCUUAUUUAUUCUGUAAUGAAAACAUCAAAAACAAGUCAAGUACUUGGUGCUGUACACAGGGACAUUUGUAAAGCCGUUUUUUGGCAUUUCCUUUCUCAUAUUUAAUAUGCUAUUGUCUCGUUCUUUGAAUGCAUCGUGUACAACUGUAGACGCCACCUUUGGAUGAAAGUGCUCUCGUGCAGCCGGCUCGGGGCCCGAGCGACGGCCACGGGGGCCCCUGUUAAUGUUUUAAACAUACAUCGGCCCGCUGUUGGUGAACAAGACACACUGUUUUUGUACAUAAGUUUUCUUUAAUUGUACAUCUCCAUCAUAAACAGAAAGGUAUAUAAAAUAAGUAACUAUAUACAGUCUAUAUAAAUAUAUAUAAGUAUAUAAAUAUAUAUACAUAUAUAUGUGAAAGGGGUGUUUUGGUGCUGGCAUUGUGACCCUUAAAUUCACCCUGUAACAGGAGGCUUGAAGCUGAGCAGAGCAAAGCAUUGCCACCAGAGGACCUUAACAUGGCUGCACAUCAGCACCUGAAAACACACACACACACACACACACACACACAUCCCCCGCAGCCACAAACUCAGAGGCUGUGUGUUUAUUACACAAAGGUGCGGCGGCUCAAACGCCACCAGAUUCCAGUACUAGAACUGUUAUCACUUGUUUCAGGUAUUUUCACUUCUUUGAUUUAUUGUUGGUUUUUUUUUGUUUGUUUUUGGUGUUUAAUUUUUUUACCAACCCAGAUUCUGCAGGAAAAAUGGUGCUUCUGUUUCCAAGCGAGGGCAGUUCAGACCUUACAAUCAAAAUCUUCACCGGUGCAUACAGAACUGCGCGUCAGCCUCUUUACACACACCGCCUGUAGACGUCUUACUGACGAGGCCGUACCUCGCCGCGUGAGCUGAUGUGAAACACUUGUCUUAGUGUGUGUGUGUGUGUGUGUGUGUGUGUGAGAGAUCAGACAGGCUUCCUUUUUUCGUCUGAUAGUGGGAUUACACUAAAGCUCAGUUUGUACGUGUUUUUGUUUGUUUUUUUUAAUUUUUCACUUGCCAGCGCAUAUCUAAGGGAAUAUUAGUGUAAUAAUCAAAGCUUUAUAGAAAAAUAAAACUCCUGUCCCGUGCACUCGUGUGCAAGUGAAGAGAAAAAGUCAUUUUAGAAUUAGACUAGUCCAUUUGUUACCAGCACUGAGAGGUAUUUUGUAAUUAUUGUCGAUGGCGUUUUGAUUUUCUUAUUCUUGGUGUUUGAUACGAUUGCAGUUACAUGUUAUGCUUUUGAUUGUGUCUUCAGAUUUCUGUCAGUUUUUAAUACUACUAGUCAGACAGCACGGUGCUCUCCUUCACUUAAAACAAGGAAAUCGCAGCUAUUGAUGAAUACUACUCUCCUCCUGUUGUGCUGCAGGGUUUUAUGGUUUAAGAAUCUUACACACAAGCUCACCUGGUGGCUUUUCUCACAGCCCAGUCUAACCUUUGAAUCUUUAAUCUGGAGGGACACCGGCGGGCGGAGGCGGGGGUGUACGUGCCUGUCAGAGCACUUUGAGGAAGGUGGCAGGUAUUCCAUUCAUUACAUACAGAUUUUAGGCAGUUUUAUAGUUUUUAAAAGUAUUUCUGGGGUGUGAUUUGGCUUUAAAGCUGUGCAGUUCUGCAUCAUACUGCAUCCUGGUACAUUAUUCGUAGAUAAUCUUUCAGAGCUUUGCAGUCAAGGCUGUUUACUCGAAAUCCUGCCAAAGGUCUUAACUCAGGAACUCCCCACACUGCUUGAAAGAACAAGUUUCCUAAUCUGCUGCAUGUUACGUUAAUUUACCUUCAGGUGGCAUGACAAAGUCCCUCUACGACCCAACUCAGGACCAGGGCCACCCUUCAGUCAGUGUAUUUCAAGGUAAAAUGUAUCAGCUGCCCUCAUCAGAUCUCCUCAGACACAGUCCUGCCGGCACGUACACCCCCACCCCCGACAAUCAGUCCGAGCUUUAUGAGCGAUCUGAUCUCGAGAAGCUGUGAAAUGGCAACGACUUUCAGCAUCUUCCUCAUCUCACAAAUGCCUCUGUCUAGAUUUGCGUCUCUAAGGAGGAGGUUCGGUGUCUUGUUUGAAUCCUCCUUUGAAUUGGGGGUAACAUUCAAGGACACGCGUGACCUACAGGAUGUGUAUAGUGCUCUCUGAUUGGUGAAGCCAGGGCAGGUUUGAGGUGCAAUAAUGGCAAACCUACUUUCCAAAACGCCCUCGGUUUUUCAUGGAAACAUUGUUACUGUUUGAUGUUGGUGCUUUUAUCCUAAGAUGUUAUAAUGAAAAAAUGGAAUUAAUGUUUUUUUUUUUUCUCCCCUGCGAUUUAUGAUAAUUAAUAAAAUGUUUCUUAUAAUAUUGA